CGAGAAUUCUCGUUUCAAUAGACGACGGUUGGGUUUCAAGUUGGAACUGUCGUAUUGUUUUGAUGCUCUAAGCCUGUCAGAGAAUUCUUCCUGUUGUGUGCCUAUUUGUCUCGCAUUCAUCAUGUCUACGGCAGUAGCACCCACUAUGUCGCUUCAAGCAGAUGAAGACUUGGAUGAUUACAAUGCUCAAGUAAAAUUGCUGAAAAUGUUGGAGGGUAAUGGCAUCAAUGCUGGGGACAUAAAAAAAUUGGAGGAGGCAGGUUUUCAUACUGUUGAAUCCGUUGCAUACACUCCAAAAAAGGCUCUGCUUCUUAUCAAAGGAAUCAGUGAUGCAAAGGCGGAUAAGAUCCUGCAAGAAGCUUCGAAGCUUGUAGUGAUGGGCUUCAAAACGGCUACGGAAAUUCAUCAGACUCGAGCCAACAUCGUCUAUAUCACAACGGGUUCGCAGGAAUUAGACAGACUUCUUGGAGGUGGAAUAGAAACCGGCUCUAUCACCGAGAUUUUCGGAGAAUUUCGUACAGGAAAAUCUCAAAUCUGCCAUACCCUUGCUGUUAAUUGUCAGUUACCAAUUGACAUGGGAGGGGCCGAGGGUAAAUGUCUCUAUAUUGACACGGAAGGAACUUUCCGGCCUGAAAGAUUGAUAGCAGCAGCUGAAAGAUAUAAGAUCAGUGGAGAUUCAGUGCUUGACAAUGUGGCGUGUGCGCGAGCAUUUAAUACGGAUCACCAAACUAAGUUGCUCAUAGACGCCACUGCGAUGAUGACGGAAUCGAGAUACGCGUUAUUGAUCGUGGAUAGUGCUACAGCUCUUUAUAGAACAGAUUACUCUGGCAGAGGAGAGUUAUCCGCUAGACAAAUGCAUCUCGCGCGGUUCCUCAGGAUGUUACUGAGAAUAGCAGAUGAGUUCGGAGUCGCAGUUGUCAUCACCAAUCAGGUUGUUGCUCAGGUAGAUGGAGCUGCUAGUAUGUUUGGCGGUGACCAGAAAAAACCCAUUGGUGGCAAUAUCAUUGCUCAUGCUAGCACCACUAGAUUGUACUUGCGUAAGGGUAGGGGUGAGACCAGAAUUUGCAAAAUAUAUGACUCGCCCUGCUUACCCGAAAGUGAAGCGACAUUCGCAAUCAAUGCCGAUGGCAUUGGUGAUGCGAAGGAAUAAUUUUUUAUGAUGGGCCAAUAAUAAUAUUUGAUUUUAUUCAUUAUAGUCCUUUUUCAUUAACAGUAUAGUAUUUAUUAAAGAUUAUAUAAGAUUCUAUAAUAGAUUGCAGAAGCUAAACAGGGUUUGAAACGAAUUGAAAGAAUAUUUUGAUAAGGUUGUUGCAGUUACGCUUUUUUGUUUUUUUCAAAUGACAGAAAUCCUCAAAGAUACAGAUCCUUAAAGAUAAAUCAUAUAAUAAGAUAAUUUCAUAUGACUUAAAAAUUUAUUGAAACGAUUUGUUUGGUUCGUUUCAAGCUCUAGUAAACAGACAAUAAAUAAUUGGGUGGGCCGUCCCAUAAAUCAUUUUGUUUCCAAGCCCAAAGGCUUUAUGUAUAUUUUUGUGAAAGUCUUAAUAUCUGUACAACAAUAUAAAUGAAAGCUUUAAUUACUUUUGUAUGUUAAUUUCAUUUUCCAUAUGUGUAGAAAGUUAUGAGUGAGAAAAAAAUGUAACCUAUCUGAACAAAAUUGUGAUGAAACCGUCGAGUUGUUUUUUUUUACUAAUGCUUAGAAAUAUUUAACUUUUAACGCUGACAUACAAAGCACCAGUCGAUAGGUGCAAAUAAGACAUUGUCAUCAUGUGGAGAAUACAAAUUCUUAAUAUAAAAAAAUCUUACUACUUCAAUCUGAGUCACGCCCAUUCUUUGUAUGCUAAAAAUGAUGGCUCAGUGUUAUUUGCACCCAUUCGAGUGACGCUUCUGUAUGUUAUAUAGUCAUUUAUAUCUUAUAAUUUUAGAACAAUAAAAUUGAUUAAUUUUCUAGUUUCGAA
Messenger RNA from Belonocnema kinseyi, 1955 nucleotides. RefSeq names its product DNA repair protein RAD51 homolog 1 (gene spn-A). The transcript is spliced from 3 exons. Lineage: Eukaryota; Metazoa; Arthropoda; Insecta; Hymenoptera; Cynipidae. Gene Ontology annotation, molecular function: ATP-dependent DNA damage sensor activity; DNA strand exchange activity; single-stranded DNA binding. Gene Ontology annotation, biological process: reciprocal meiotic recombination; mitotic recombination-dependent replication fork processing; DNA recombinase assembly. Gene Ontology annotation, cellular component: condensed nuclear chromosome. The coding region runs from base 122 to 1150 and encodes 342 amino acids. The record is from RefSeq and is a predicted model, not a curated record.